UCUUCUUUUUUUUUUUUUAAUUCUUAAAAAAGGAAAUAAUAAAGAAAAGAUAAUAAAGUUAAAUACAAAAGUAUGGUCAAGUCCGACACUUUGUCUGAUCAAAAAGACAUUGGAAGGAAAACACCAUCUACAUUAACGCCACAAAAUGAAGCCUCAUUGACAGCCAUUCCACAAAUUAUUUUAACUAAACCUACUACAUCAGAAUAUGAAUUAUCAAUUAUAAAUAAUGACAACAAUAAUUGUUCUAAUUCUCUUUCACCCCCUAAAAUUAGUCCUCCCUCACAACUACCAUCAUUACCAUCUCCUCAGCCUUUACCUCUUACAAAAGAUUUAUUACGACGAAAAAAUAAACUAGAUCGGUUUCUAUUUCAGAAAGAAAAGUAUCAUUAUUCUGCUAAAGGAUUUUCAACUAGUACCGCCAUUGAUGAAAGAGUCACUGCAGGAUUGGGUAUAUCUACGCCAAAUAAUAAUCGUUAUAGAGAAAGCAAUAUAUCAUCUUUAGGCUUGCGAUCACGUCGAUUCAGCUCGUCUCGUUUAUCUUCCUCAAAUCAAAGUGAACCAGAGAAGUCAAUAUUAGCCUUUAGCCCCUCCUCUAAUCAACAUAGCGAAUGGAGUUAUGAUUUAGAUGGAUAUAAAUCAACCACUUCUUGUUCAUCAAAGGGACAUCAUAGACAUAGUCACCCAUAUUCGAGAACUUCUUUUAGUGGAUCAUCUAUUCAACAUAACAUCUCUAUAAAACCAUAUCAUGCUACAACUACAGCUGCUAUAACUGCUCAACAUCGAUAUAUGGAUACACAUACUGACAAUCAUUAUUAUCGUCAUCAGCAGCAUUUAAAAUAUUCAAGUCAAGAAAUACAUAAAAAUCAAAAUGAAUCUUAUUUUUUAGAUCUAAUAUACCAAGCCGUUAUACGUGUUGUCAAUUCAAGAGCACCUGAAUCAAAAGAGAUAGCUGAUAAAGAACUAUUUAAUUUCAAUUCUAUAUCAUCAUCACUAUACAAUAAUAAUAAUAUAAAUAAUCAAGUAAUAACUGUAGAAGAUCAUACCCAAAUUCAGCCUUUAUCUACUAAUAUAAACGAAUCUAAUGAAAAACAUACUGUAGAACUAUCUCCACCUAAUAAUGGGAACAGAUUAUCUUUUUUAUCUUCUACAACAAAUACAAGCUUAGAUUUUGAUUAUGCAUUAUCUCCAGCAACAACAACAACAACAACAACAACAGCAGCAGCAGCAGCAGUAGCAGUAGCAGCAACAGCAACAGCAACAGCAACAGCAGCAGUAACAGCAGAAGCAGCAACUAAUUCUCCCAAUAAUAAUAUUUCAGAGAAGGAGAUAUUACAUAAUGAAGUUCAAAAAACUGUAUUAAAAGAAAAUAAAAAUAGCCCAUUGCAAGGUUAUUCACUUUUCAUCUUUGGCCCCAAUAAUCCAAUUCGUAUUAUGCUUUGGAGAUUCGUUCGACAAAGAAAUGUCGAAGUUUUCAUUUGUUUCUUAAUGAUUUUACAUUGGUUUUUACUUGCAUGUGUACCUAUUACGUCAAAUGAACAAAAAUCUGUAUUUGGAGGACAAUGGACUCAUUAUCCAAUAUUAUGCAUACAAUGCUUUUAUAGGGAAAAGAAAUUCAAUUGUUUCUUUAAAGGAGGAAAAAAGUAACAAUAGGAUAAUAGAGGAUGAUAAAGUUUCAAAUAUUGACGAAGACAAGAAAAUAGUGGAUGUUAAACGAAAUCAUUGUGCUUACUUGAAUAGUUUUGGAAACUGUUUCGAUACGAUUUCUAUUAUCUCUUACUGGAUAGACUUUACUUUAAUGAUAUACCGAUACCCAUAUUUAUCUUUAUUUAAAUCAUUAGGUGCUAUUAGGCCAAUUCGACUA
This is a messenger RNA of Cokeromyces recurvatus, 1861 nucleotides long. RefSeq lists its product as uncharacterized. The transcript has 3 exons. Bases 73 to 1644 code for a protein of 523 amino acids. Lineage: Eukaryota; Fungi; Mucoromycota; Mucoromycetes; Mucorales; Mucoraceae. The record is from RefSeq and is a predicted model, not a curated record.